GCUUUCACAAGUCAAGAUUAGUCUUAAGAGCAUUUUGUCUCCCUUGGAAAGAACAGAACCAGGUUUUCUCCAUGUCUUCUGACCCAGAGAGUUGCCACCUCUGUAAGGAAUAUCUCCGGGACCCUGUGUCCAUCCCGUGCGGUCAUAUCUUCUGCUCCAUCUGCCUGAGGACAUACUGGGACCAUGCUGACCACACGGGCUCGUACCUCUGCCCUCAGUGCAGGGUCACUUACAACAAGAGGCCCACUCCAAGACGCAUGACAAGCUCCCACCAGGGUACCCUCCAACGCAGCUCGGAGUCCUUCCCACCUCCUCCUCCGUCGCCCGACUACAACUACGCAGGACCCCAGGAUGUGGGUUGUGACAUCUGCAUUGGCAAGAAGCACAAAGCCGUGAAGACCUGCCUGAUGUGUCUGGCCUCCUACUGCGAGAAGCACCUGAAACCUCACUAUGAGUCGGCCACUUUUAAAAGGCACAAGCUGGUGGAUGAAAUCGGCCACCUGGACAGGCAGAUCUGCCCGCAGCAUCAGAAGGGUCUGGAGCUGUUCUGCCGCACUGACCAGAUGUGCAUCUGUGUGCUGUGCACGGUGAAAGAACACAAGGGACACGACAUGGUUUCUGCAGAGCAGGAGAGAGCUGACGAACAGCAACGGCUAGGCUCCACCCAGGCGGAGAUCCAGGAGAAGAUUCAUGACCGUCUUAAGCAGAUGGAGGAGCUGAAACAAGCAGUGGACUCGCUCAAGAACUCAGCCCAGAGAGCCAUGCAGGAGUGCGAGAAGAUGUUCGGUGACAUGAUGCGCGCCAUUGAGAGGAUGCAGCAAGAGAUGGUGAAGCUGAUAUCCUCCAACAAGAGAGCAGCGCUCAGCAACGCUGAGGGCCACAUGGAGCGCCUGAGCCACGAGAUCGCUGACCUGAAGAGGAGAGACAAUGAGAUCACCCAGCUGUCCCGCACUGAAGACCACAUCCACUUCAUCCAGAGUUACCACAUGCUGAUAGCCCAGACAGAUGCUGAGGAGCUGCCUUCAGUAUCCGUCAACCCCUACUUCACUUUCGGCCCAGUAACCAAAGCCGUGUCCGAGAUGAAGCAGCACCUGAACGAAUUCAGCAAUGAUGAACUGGUGAAGGUUGCCAAGACGAUUAACAAAAUGACCUUCUGUGAACUGGACGAAUCCAAAAAGAGACGCUCCAUCAAAAAUGAAGAAGCAGCCAUCUACAAGUCUCCACCAACCCAGGAUCCUCAGUACAGAGAAGACUUCCUGAGACAUGCUUGCCCUCUCACUAUGGACCAGAACACAGCCUACAGACAGCUCUACUUGUCCCGCGGGAACAGGAAAGCCACCCUGAAGAGAGACCCCCAGUCCUACGGGGACAGCCCUGCCAGGUUUGACUCCUUGCCUCAGGUCCUGUGUAAGGAGCCUCUAUCCGGAGGCGCCUACUACUGGGAGGUGGACUGGAGCGGGGAGGGGGCUGCCAUGGGCGUCACCUACAAGGGCAUCAAGAGGACAGGCUACGGUGACAACUGCCGCAUCGGCUACAACCGUAAGUCCUGGAGCCUGUUCUGCUCUGACUCCAGCUACUCAGCCCGCCACAACAAGGACCAGAUCGAGAUCAAUGCGCCCUACUCCUCCCGCAUCGGGGUUUUCCUGGACCACGCCGGGGGCACGCUCUCCUUCUACUCUGUUGUAGGAGACACCAUGUCUCUCAUCCACCGCUUCAAUGUGGCCUUUAGUGAAGCUGUCUACCCAGGCUUCUGGGUCUGGUACGAGUCAGCCGUCAACAUCAUCCAGCUGUGAUUGGAUAACACCUGCCUGUGGUUGUUGUACAGCAAAUUACAGUCAAUAUUAGUACUCUCUGAUAUCAUUUUAUAUAUUUUUGUUUACAAUAGAUACAGUGUUUUUGACAUCAUAAAAUAUGUUUUUGAUCCGGGAAGAAGUUUUCUGUUGAAUGUGAAUAUUUUUUUAAUCAACAUGUGAAAAGCAAGAGGGUGUAGAAGGUGAAAAGGCAUUUAAAAUUGUAAGCUAUAUUUGAUUGACAGAUGCUAUAAUUUGAUUAUACUUAUUUUUUUCAAUAAACAUCUUACAUAUACUGUUA
Cololabis saira (Pacific saury) is the source of this 2091-nucleotide messenger RNA. It is a transcript of the gene ftr83, whose product is annotated as finTRIM family, member 83. Bases 72 to 1793 code for a protein of 573 amino acids. The transcript is spliced from 7 exons. The record is from RefSeq and is a predicted model, not a curated record. Lineage: Eukaryota; Metazoa; Chordata; Actinopteri; Beloniformes; Belonidae. Gene Ontology annotation, molecular function: protein binding; zinc ion binding.